AUGACCGCCUCCUUGGUUCUAAACCCUCGCUGGCCAGCGGAAACGGUAAUGUUUGUGUAUGACAACAAUCUGGACGACCUGAACAAGAACAUGGAGGGGCUGGUGGGCAGCGGCAACUUCGCCGCUAGCCAGUGCCGCAACAUUAUGGCACACUCGGCGGCCGCCGCUGCUCUGGGCGGCCACCCGUCCGGCUUGGUGCACUCUUCGGCAGGCUACUCCACAGUGGACGUGUCCGCUGCAGGUUCCAGCGAGACAGGCGCCUCUUCAGGGAAGCAAUGCGCGGCCGGGCCGUGCCCGGCGGCAGCCGUACCGCACCAGAGCUCCUCGGCUGCUACCGCGUUACCUUACAGCUACUUUGGUAACGGCUACUAUCCGUGCAGGAUGGGGCGGGGUUCUCUGAAGUCUUGCACCCAGGCGGCGGGAGCUGCGCUCAGCUCCCAGUAUAUGGACACAACGGUGAACUCUGACGAAUACCCGAACCACCGGGCCAAAGAGUUCGCCUUUUACCACGGCUACCCGAGCCCGUAUCAGUCCAUGGCCAGCUACUUGGACGUGUCGGUGGUCCAAACGCUGGGCACCGGUGAGCCUCGUCAUGACACCCUGCUUCCUAUGGACAGUUACCAGCCCUGGGCCCUAACCAACGGCUGGGGAGGACAGAUGUACUGCUCCAAGGACCAGGGACAGGCCGGACACCUCUGGAAAUCCGCUCUGGCUGAUGUGGUGGCGCACCAGCACGACGGCUCGCCUUUCCGUCGGGGUAGGAAGAAGCGGAUACCGUACACCAAGCUCCAGCUCAAAGAACUGGAGAAAGAGUACGCCGCCAACAAAUUCAUCACCAAGGACAAGAGGAGGAAGAUCUCAGCCGCCACCAACCUGUCGGAGCGGCAGAUCACCAUCUGGUUCCAGAACAGGAGGGUGAAGGAGAAGAAGUUCGUGGCCAAAGUGAAGAGCAGCGCUCCGUAGCAUGCAGGUUCCUGCGCUUUGGACGAUUUUGUGAAGGAUAUUGGUGUAUUUGCGUGUUAUGCAUUAAAUAUGAACUCAGAGAAAUUACAAAAAAAAAUGUGGAAAAGAACGACGUGGUACUUUUGAGGGACUGUGACUGUGCGUACCGGCGUGCGUCAACAAAUGGAAGAAAAUACGAAUAAAAAAGGACAUAAAGGACAAAAUAUGAUUAAA
Molecule: messenger RNA, 1176 nt
Organism: Epinephelus fuscoguttatus (brown-marbled grouper)
Lineage: Eukaryota; Metazoa; Chordata; Actinopteri; Perciformes; Serranidae
Gene: hoxb13a
Product: homeobox B13a
Exons: 2
Coding region: 1-963 (320 amino acids)
Biological process (GO): regulation of transcription by RNA polymerase II
Molecular function (GO): DNA-binding transcription factor activity, RNA polymerase II-specific; RNA polymerase II cis-regulatory region sequence-specific DNA binding
Source: RefSeq, a predicted model, not a curated record